Corylus avellana is the source of this 1002-nucleotide messenger RNA. Lineage: Eukaryota; Viridiplantae; Streptophyta; Magnoliopsida; Fagales; Betulaceae. The record is from RefSeq and is a predicted model, not a curated record.
AUGUCACUUUUAGAAGUUGAAAGUGAAUUGCAAACUCUGGAGGUAUCUAUUGGAACAUUGUCUAAUGAAUGGGGAAAGACAUUGUCUAAUGAAUGGGGAAAGCCACUUAAUGACCCGCAGGUGGCAAAAUUUAUGCAAGAGACAAAGUUUAUUGAUUAUGCUAUUCAUUCCAAAGAAUUUUGGAGACAAGGGAAAAUGGUAGCACAAGUUUUGCAUGCACUAGUUCAAGCUAAUUGUCUGAUUUAUCAUGAUGGCCCAACAUUAGGAUACUUAUAUGAGAUGAUGGAAAGAGUACAAGAUGCAGUUGAACAAUGUCGUGAGAGCAAUGCCGUCCUUUAUGAUGAUAUAUGGGAAAUUUUAGACACAUUUCAAGGUGCUAUUAUUCAUCCAAUACAUGCAGCUGCUGCUUUUUUAAAUCCUAUUUACAUGUGUAGUGAGAUAUUUAAGGAGAAUGAUGAAAUGAAGAAUGGUGUAAAUCAUAUUCUGGAACAUUUAGUUGCAGUGGAAGAGAAGGAAGAUUUCAGGAACGAAGAACAACUAUACCGCAUGAAAGACUCAAACGUGUUCACAGCUGAAGCCAUGCUAAUGCUUAAAACAUACCAUCCUAGAAUAUGGUGGGAACGUUAUGGCAAUCAUCUCCCUGUAUUACAAAAAUAUGCAAUUCGGAUCUGGAGUCAACCUUGUACUUCUUCAAUAUUCAGGGGACAUCAGUCGAAUAUGAAGGACAGUGAUAAUGAUCAUACAUUUAUGGUGAAUACAUUGAUGAUGGAAAUGUGUAAAUUCCUAGAAGCACAAUCGACAAAGCCAAUCAUUUUUGAUGAACUGGGCGAAGUUUCUCAUGAUGCUUAUGAUUGGCAAAAUGAAAGAGAUUUAUCAUCUUAUGCAUCUAGCAGUCUAAUCGAUGACAUAAUAAAAGAUGACAUACUAAAUGAUCCAACCGGUUCAAAGUUUGAUACGUGGUAUGACGACUUCGUCGACUGGGAUACUGAUUAUGUUGACUAA